AUGAGAAACCGAAUAGAAGAAAAGUUCCUCGAGUUCUACGAUAGUUGGAUUUUUCAACUUGAGCAAUAUCUUCAUCAACUCAUAACUGCUCAUAACAACAACAACACUACAAGUGAGAUCGAGCUUCGAGGUUUGAUCUCGAAGCUGACUACGCAUCACAAAGCUUACUACACAGCAAAAUGGGCAGCCAUAGGAGAAGACGUUUUGGCUUUCUUUGGACCGGUUUGGCUAAACCCACUAGAGAAGUCUUGUUUUUGGUUAACCGGAUGGAAGCCGUCGUCGGCGUUUCGGAUGCUUGAUAGGCUGAGGAAGUCGUGGAGGCCGACGGUGGUGCUUGAGGAGGCUCAGGUGAAGAAGUUGGAGGAGCUUAGAGUCAGGACGAGGUUCGACGAAGAAAAACUUGAGAGAGAGAUGGAGCGAUAUCAGGUGGCUAUGGCUGAUCGUAAAAUGAUGGAGCUGGCGAGGGUUGGAUGUCAUGUCGGUGGAGGAGAAUCGGCAGUGGUGAUUGAGGCGGCGGUGAAGGGAUUGGCGACGAGGCUUGAGAAGAUGGUGAAAGCGGCAGAUUGUGUGCGGCUGAAAACGCUUAAGGGUAUUUUAGAUACUUUAGCUCCGCCGCAGUGCGUUGAAUUUUUGGCUGCGGCGGCUGCGUUUCAGGUUCAGUUACGUCGGUGGGGAAACGAAAGGCAUAAUGUCACUCACUCCUAUGGUUCCUGA
Messenger RNA from Thlaspi arvense, 714 nucleotides. NCBI's taxonomy places the organism in Eukaryota, Viridiplantae, Streptophyta, Magnoliopsida, Brassicales, Brassicaceae. The record is from the annotation of a GenBank genome assembly.